AUUCAAAAGCCCGUUUUUGAUAUUGUAUGAACUUGUUAGAAUAAUUAUGUCUCUGAUUUAAGAUAUUUCGUUUUUGAAAGCCGCAGACUUAGACAUUUCAGAAUUAAUUUCAAAAUGAUUUCGUGUGAUACAUGUUGAUUCUACGGAAGCGUGAAAGUGUCUUCAGACGCUAAGACGUUUUAUUACAUUACAGGUGUGGAAAGGAUAUGCAGUUCGCAUUUUCUACACCUUUGUUUGUAUUUUGGCAGGUGCAGAUGGAAGGAUCCGAAUUCUGGGAACAGGCUACCUGUUCAAUCUAUCCGUCGAUCCCGAGGAUAGACAAUGAAGAUAAAAAAGAAAAUAUCAAGGUGAUGGACAAAGUCCAAUCAGAUGAAAUACCUAAUGUGAAAUUCCCGCCUGAUGAUAAAUCGACCAUGUUAUAUGGGGACCAUGCUCCAUCUAUGUUCAAAAACAAAGGUCCAGGGUGUAUGACGUUUUUGUCGAGCUUAUAUUCAAUUAUCAGUGAUCCAGAUUUCCUCAAGACACUUGAGCAUUUGAUUAAAGAAGACCAUGCUCCAUCAUUAUUCGACAACAAAGUUCCAGGAUGUACGACGAUUUUGUCGAGGUUAUAUUCAAUUAUCAAUGAUCCAGAUUUCCUCAAGACACUUGAGCAUUUGAUUACAGGUAACCAUGCUCCAUCAUUAUUCGACAACAAAGUUCCAGGAUGUACGACGUUUUUGUCGAGCUUAUAUUCAAUUAUCAAUGAUCCAGAUUUCCUCAAGACACUUGAGCAUUUGAUUACAGGAGACCCUGCUCCACCAUUAUUCGACAACAAAGUUCCAGGAUGUAUGACGUUUAUGUCGAGCUUAUAUUCAAUUAUUAAUGAUCCAGAUUUCCUCAAGACAUUUGAGCAUUUGAUUAAAGGAGACCAUGCUCCAGCUAUAUUCAAAAACAAACUUCCAGGAUGUAUGCCGUUGUCGAGCUUAUGUUCAAUUUUCAUACAUCCAGAUUUCCUCAAGACACUCGAGUAUUUGAUUACAGUUUCAGUACAGGAGUUUUUAUUCCAACUUACGCUACUGGCUAUUCUUCUUGACAAAGCAGCCAAGGUCAAAUAUCUUACCAAACCUGGAAGGAACAGAGGUAUUUGUCUCAAAGUCUUUCUUCUGAGCAACGAGGGAGCACACGCGUAUAAUGGGAACGGAGCAUUCUUCGGAAAACCCAGACGUCAAAAAUACAUUCCGCUAAUGGAACAUGGCGAGCCAGAACCAGGUUUUGAAGUAAACAGAAUUGUCGUAUACAAACCAACCUACAUUUACUGUAACACGUAAGUAUUGUUUGUUCACUUUAACUAAAAAUAGAACUAUUUUUAAGAAACACAUUUUUAUCUUAAUUAAUAAUGCUUUUCUUGAUUAACGUAAUUGUCCAAAAUGGCAUAAGUCUGUCAGGUUGGCGUCAGAAAAGAAAGUCAGUUUGACUCGAGUGGGUUGUCUAAAUGGAUUUCUUUUGUGCAAAAAUAUAUGAGAAACAUAUUGUGAUUACUAUUUUAUCAAAAUCUGAAAAUGACGACUUUUAUUACAGUGACCAUGUAUUCUACAUUACAUUGUCAAAAAUGGGUUUUGAAAGGUUUCACAAGUUUUUUGAAAUUUUUACUAUAAUUAAUCCCCCACCACGAGUGAUGGAGGUUAUAUGAAUGGCCCCCGUCCGUCCGCCCUUCCGUCUUCCGCCCGUCAGUAACAUUUCGUGUCCGCUCUGUAUCGCUAAACCCCUUGAAGGACUUUCAUGAAACUUGAUUCCAAUGAUCACCGCAUCAAGACGAUGCACAGAUCUUAAGAGUCAGCCAUGUCGGCUCAAUGUCAAGGUCACAACUCAAGGUAAAAGUUUUGAGCCUUCCAUUUCUUAUCUGCUCUGUAUCUCGUAAACCCCUGGAAGGAAUUUUAUGAAGCUUGGGUCAAAUGGUCUACUCAUCAAGACAAUGUGCGAAACUUAUACUUCAGCAAUGUCAGCUCAGGUCAAGGUAACAACUCGAGGUCAAAUGUUUGAACCUUCAAUUUUUUGUCCGCUCUGUAUCUCCUAAAUCCCUUGAAGGAUUUUCAUCAAACGUGGGUAAAAUGAUCACCUCAUCAAGCCAAUGUGCAGAACUCAUGAGUCGGCUCAUGUCAAGGUCGCAACUCAAGGUAAAAUGUUUUAGCCUUCCAUUUCGUGUCCGCUCUGUAUCUCUUAAACCCCUUGAAGGAUAAUCAUGAAACUUUGGUCAGCUGAUCACCACAUCUAGACAAUGUGCAGAGCUAAUGAGUCAGCCAUGUCGGCUCUAGAUCAAGGUCACAAAUCAAAGUUUUGAGCCUUCCAAUUUGUGUCUGCUCUGUAUCUCCUAGACCCCUUGAACGAUUUUCCUGAAGGUGAAGUCAAAUGAACAUCUCAUCACGACAUUGUGCAGAACUCAUACGUUAGCUAUGCCGGCUCAAGGUCAGUGUAACAACUCGAGGUCAAAGUUUUGAGCCUUCAAUAUUGUGUCCGCUCUGUAUCUCCUUAAGCCCUUGAAAGAUUUUAAUGAAACUUGGGUCAAAUGGUUCACUCAUCAAGACAAUGUGCAGAACAGAACUUAUGAGUCAGCCAUGGGAACUCAAGGUCAAGGUCAAAACUCAAGGUCAAAGGUCUGAGCCAUUCAUUUCAUGUCUGCUCCAUAUCUCCUAAACCCUUUGAAAGAUUUUGAUAUGACUGUCACAAACUGACAUACGGGCCUCAUUGUAUCUGUAGUGUAAAUGCAGGUAUUGCAUCAUCUUUUUGUAAAUGUUUGAGUUAUUGAGGUAAAUGUCUGAUUUUAUGCAUAAAAUGCCUCUUAUGUUUUUCUGUAUUUCAUAACUUAAAUUUCCAUGUAAAUUUUAUUAAAUUCGGUUCAGUAAUAAGAAAGUUGGUAUUUUAUAAACUUCAUUAAUUCAUGUUUUUAUCCCCAAAAACCACUAUAACGGGCCUUAAAUUGUUCUAUUCAAUCCGCGCCGAAGUAGUCAAAUUUCCCGGCUAUAUCGUGAUUCCCGUGGAAAUACAAAUAGUCAGAGUUCACGCAUAAGCCAUGAAUCCCAUGAAAUUUAGUAUUUGGCGGGACAUUACCCUACAAAUAGACUGGGCUAGAUAUGCCUAGCGCACACCACAUUUCGACAUUAGACGAAUCUAUGUCAAAUUGAUUUUUCUUGGUAGAAAUUUAUGCUCGAUCGAGGUAAGAAGUUUAUUUGUUAGAUUUUUGUAUAAUUUUUGAAUUACGAUUUUUAUUUAGUAAAUUUUUGGUCAUUCUACAGAAUUUUGUAAUAGAUUUACUUUUCGGCAUGUGAUUUUUGGCUAGUUUCGCUAUGUCAGGAUUAUUUUUAAAUUUUACAGACUUUUGUAAAUUAUUUCGAAAGAGGAGUCUAAAAUGUUUCGUUUUUAUAAGCUGUAAGAUUUGUACUGAAAUUUGUGUAAUAUGAUUAUUGUAAAGUACUCUUUUUCAAAAACAUAUGUCAAACCUUUCGUUAAUUAUGGAACGCCGAUAUUAUAUUGCAUUGUAAUGAUAAAUCUAUAUGGCAAGUCUAGUACCAUGUAUGUAAUAUGUUAUUGUAGUUUGAAAAUAUUGUGUGCCAGUCUAUAGCACCUCUAAACAGUGUCCGUUUUGUUGUAUGGCAUUAGAUAUUAUAUUGAUACCAACUAUGGUAUAACGUUUGAUUUGCAUUGAAUUCUGUUAAUUUGUAGUUCUAAAAUGUAGCUGCAGUUUACCAUUUCCGUAUCUAUAAUUUUUCAUCAUAAACUUUUCAUAUCUUUUCCAUACUUUAAUCUUAGACUUUUAAAUACUGUACUUUGGGAUAUUUUCGUCAUGGUUAAUUUUUCGCCUAUUUUCCACCCAUAUGAAGUGGCGAAAAUAUAACGUUCCAAAAUAUACCUUUAUUAUGUCCAAAAUUUGACACCAUGUAAACGUUAACACUACAAUACCUGUCUAUCUACAUUGAUGUAACAUUGACGAUCGAUUGCAAAUACCUGACAUCGGGUAUGAAAGGAUAAUUGCUUUAGUAUUAUCUGUAUUGUUAAAAACACGUAAAACCCGAGAUUUUCUCACUUUAACCAAUUUUUAUUAAAUCUAUUGAAUACGUGUAGUUGUUCUC
Molecule: messenger RNA, 4103 nt
Organism: Mercenaria mercenaria
Lineage: Eukaryota; Metazoa; Mollusca; Bivalvia; Venerida; Veneridae
Exons: 11
Coding region: 207-1307 (366 amino acids)
Source: RefSeq, a predicted model, not a curated record